This is a messenger RNA of Cololabis saira (Pacific saury), 2098 nucleotides long. It is a transcript of the gene drap1, whose product is annotated as DR1-associated protein 1 (negative cofactor 2 alpha). NCBI's taxonomy places the organism in Eukaryota, Metazoa, Chordata, Actinopteri, Beloniformes, Belonidae. Gene Ontology annotation, cellular component: negative cofactor 2 complex; nucleus. The transcript has 7 exons. Gene Ontology annotation, biological process: transcription by RNA polymerase II; positive regulation of transcription by RNA polymerase II; negative regulation of transcription by RNA polymerase II. Gene Ontology annotation, molecular function: transcription corepressor activity; protein heterodimerization activity; transcription coactivator activity. The record is from RefSeq and is a predicted model, not a curated record. Bases 152 to 850 code for a protein of 232 amino acids.
GGCAGCAGGAACGAGUGACGACAACGUGCUAAUGAGUUAGCCGGCUCCGCUAACUGCUGUUUGGUGCGGGGGACGUGAACUAUAUAUGAUUUACAAGUCUAAUCGUGGAUACGUCAUAUUUUAUUUCACUUUAGCACUCUAAGUUAUAACUAUGCCCAGCAAAAAGAAGAAAUACAACGCUCGAUUCCCUCCGGCAAGGAUUAAGAAGAUAAUGCAGACAGAUGAAGAAAUAGGCAAAGUGGCCGCAGCAGUUCCUGUUAUUAUUUCAAGAGCCCUUGAGCUAUUUUUGGAGUCAUUGCUUACAAAGGCUUGUCAGGUCACCCAAUCAAGGAACGCAAAGACAAUGACAACGUCACAUUUAAAGCAAUGCAUUGAGCUGGAACAGCAGUUUGAUUUCUUGAAAGACUUGGUGGCAACGGUGCCCGACAUGCAGGGUGAGGGCGAAGAGAACCACACUGAGGGGGGAGGAGAAAAAGUCCAGCGCAGGGGUCGAAGACCAGGGUCUGGUCGCAAGAAUGGGGGUGCUGGCUCCAAAGGCAAGGACAAGAAGCUGUCUGGAACAGAGUCUGAGCAGGAGGAUGACUCUGAAGACAGCGAAACAGACGGAGACGAGGAGGAGGACGGCCCUCGGCCGAGCUUAAAUCAGCAGGCUGCAGCCGAGUUCCACAGCUCCAGCGCGCCCCCCCAGUACAUGCACAUGGGCAGCAUGGCUCCAGCGCAGCCCCCCGGCAGCAUGGCCUUCACUCCUCAUCCUUCUAUGAUGACCAACGCGCCGCCUCCUCCUCCAGCACCAGUACUGCACAAAAACCAGGACGACGAUGACGACGAUGAUGAAGACUAUGACUCUUAGCUCCCCCACCUCUCUUCACCCCCCUUUGUUACCCACAGAAUCUCAAAAUUAUUUUCAGAUGCUUCAGUUGAUCUUCCACCAGCUGCUCUACGUGGAGGGAAAGACUUCAUUGCAGCCAAGCGACAAAGACGCUGUAAAAGACAGCCAAGUGACAAAACUUGAUCUUCAUUUAUAUGUUUUAAAUUUUUUUUUAAAGGUUUUUAUUUUAUUGUGGAGUCCAUUGUGGAUAUUUUUUAAAAAGUCAGUUUAACUUUUGACUAGUGAACAUGGCAGUAAUCACCGUUUUUUGCUAUGAACCCCCUGCACAUUUGAUAGACAGUUUGUGUUGCCUCGCAGCUUUUUCGUACGGAACUUUUCUUUCUUUCUCAGUUCUUCAUAGUAGAUAUUUGUGAUUGUGAACAUAUCAGUUACUCAGAUCCUCAGGUUGUCUGGAAAUAUUCCAUGAGUGAAAGUUAAAGCUUUAUUAUAGCCUUAGCUCACACACAGACGAGUGGCUAAGAUGCGUUCAGGGCACCGGUUUGUGGAGAAUCAUAGUAGGUGAUUGGCACUCAUUUAAAAGGACUUGGAGUCACUGUCUUGCUGCUGAGGAAAACAUUAACUUUAUAUUUUUGGGCUAUUGAAUAUUGCUGCCAAUCUGCCACGUCAUGCUGAUUAGGAAGGAAGUAUUUUUCUUUUUUUUUUCUUUGCUAAUUAUUAGUAAGCCAAAGUUGUUUUUUUUUAGUUUUCUUUAUUUAUUUUUAAAUUAGUUUCACUUUUUUAAAAAGUCACUUUUAUCAAGGGAUCUGUAAAAAUCCACAAGUAAGGCCCUGAAUUUAACCUCAUCAUGAAGUGAAUUAUAUACAAAGUAUUUUGAGUGUCGAAAUCAUCUUGUUGAUUUUGAUGCUACUGCCAGUUGUUGCUUAGCCAGUUGGAGCUUGUAUAUUAUUUUAUAUGGCCAUGAAAUCCCCCUGAAUUGUCCACGAGAUGCAUCCAGGGUACUGUGACUCCAGGACCAUAGUUUUGUUUUUAAAGUUCUUUUUCCCUCUUCGUCCUUUCUAAUUUCUAUUGUGGCCGCCCCACCAAUUUUUGCUCCUUAAUCUUGAACAUCUGUUUCCCGUCUUUUAGAUUGUUUUAAAUGACAGCAGAGAUGGGUUCCCAUCUAUUUGUCAGUCUGUGUAUGAAAUGGUUGAGAACAGACAGUUCACACUGUAUUGUAAACUUUUAACAUUCUUUUUAUUUUGUAUGGAUCAAAUAAAGUUCAUAUUUCAA